Molecule: messenger RNA, 937 nt
Organism: Trichogramma pretiosum
Lineage: Eukaryota; Metazoa; Arthropoda; Insecta; Hymenoptera; Trichogrammatidae
Product: 3-oxoacyl-[acyl-carrier-protein] reductase FabG-like
Exons: 4
Coding region: 106-867 (253 amino acids)
Molecular function (GO): oxidoreductase activity
Source: RefSeq, a predicted model, not a curated record
GCUGCCAGUUGAGGCCGUGUGUUGUGUUGGCAGAUAUUUGCUGCACACACUGUGUUAUCUGCACGAAAGUCACCGGUGACGCCGUCGGCUCUGUAAUUCGAGAAAAUGUCAUUCGUGGGAAAAGUUGUUUUGGUAACAGGAGCGAGCUCCGGAAUCGGUGCCGCCACCGCCAUACAUUUGUCUCAUCUUGGAGCUUCUGUGGCCAUUCACGGACGCAAUGUUGCUAAUUUGCAAGAAGUUGCCAAACAAUGCAAGGUUCCGUCGCCUCUCAUUGUCACCGGAGAGAUGACUAACGAAGGAGACGUCAAGAAAAUUCUGGAUAUGACUUUGCAAAAGUAUGGAAAGCUGGAUGUAUUGGUCAACAAUGCUGGUACUCUGGAAAAUGGAAGCAUUGAAAACACGAGCUUGGAGCAGUAUGACAGAGUUUUUAACAUCAAUGUCAGAUCUAUCUAUCAUAUGACUAUGUUGGCUGUGCCGCAUAUCAUUGCAACAAAGGGUAACAUUGUUAAUGUCUCCAGUGUUACUGGAACUAGAGCAUUUCCUGGUGUUUUGUCUUAUUGCAUGAGUAAAGCAGCUAUAGAUCAAUUUACUCGUUGCGUUGCCUUAGAACUUGCUCCCAAACAAGUUCGAGUAAAUGCAGUUAAUCCAGGUGUGGUUGUCACAAAUCUGCACAGAAGUAGUGGUAUGAGCGAAGAAAGAUUGAAAGAGUUCUUUGAACACAGCAAAUCAACUCAUGCUUUGGGAAGACCUGGAACUGCCGAAGAAGUAGCCAAAACAAUUGCAUUCCUUGCUAGCGAUGAUGCUAGUUUUAUUACUGGUCAAACUGUACCAGUUGAUGGAGGUCGCAGUGUCAUGUGUCCACGAUAAAAUUUUAUAAUACAAUUUUACAUUCAAACUUGAAAUAUUUUUUUAUUAAAAAUGUAAAUGAUGUAUUUUU